Messenger RNA from Fusarium keratoplasticum, 2289 nucleotides. RefSeq lists its product as uncharacterized. Gene Ontology annotation, molecular function: cobalt ion binding; magnesium ion transmembrane transporter activity; cobalt ion transmembrane transporter activity. The record is from RefSeq and is a predicted model, not a curated record. The coding region runs from base 1 to 2289 and encodes 762 amino acids. The transcript has 4 exons. Gene Ontology annotation, biological process: transmembrane transport; metal ion transport. NCBI's taxonomy places the organism in Eukaryota, Fungi, Ascomycota, Sordariomycetes, Hypocreales, Nectriaceae. Gene Ontology annotation, cellular component: membrane.
AUGACCACAGCAACACCAGCACAGCCAACUCCACAAGCUCUAGACGACUUCGUCAGGGCAGCCGACCUCUUCCAUGAUCAAUAUGUCCGCACUCUCCGCGGCCUCCAAGAUAGCCUCGCCCCUCGACGGCGUGAGACUGUCGAGGGUGCCUUCACGCCACCCCUGAGAGCGGACAGCGGUCCCAUCUUUGCAACUGACUCUGCCCGUCUAUCUCCCCUGCAUCGUCGCCCUCGAGCCUCUACUUUUGAGAGCACGAGAGAGCGGCCGUCCUUCACUGCUGAGUCUCGCCCCUUCACGAGCUCUCCAAGUGGCAGCCAUCGCGCCGUCUACACGCAGGAUGACGAUGUCAACUUCAUCCCGCUGCUGGACUCGACUGGCACCGCAACCACACGUGAGGUCGAGGACUAUGCGCUCAAUGUAGUCCGGAGUCCCCUCAAACAGAUGCACUUGCCUGACGACGUGCUCCUGCGCUAUCUCCGUGACACAGACUUCACGCCAGAAAUGGCCUCUCUCCUCGACGAGGCCAUCAAGCGCCGAGCCGACAUCAACCUGUCUGCGCCCUUUCGUGACUUUGCCGCUUAUGAGCGCGAGUGUUACAAUCAGUGUACCUUUGAAGUCUACGAGGUCUGUAGGAACCUCGAGAUGAAGAAGCUAAGCGCAGACAGCGAUUCCGAGGACCCGUCCGACGUCAAGGACAAUUGUACUGAGCAGGAUGAGAGUCCGACUGAUGGUGUCGAUGCACCAACUGUGUGGGAUACUAUUCGAGACAUCAACAUGAAUAGUGAGUCUGUUGGCCGUAUCACUAUCGUCCAGGAGCCAACGCCUCUCGCUCUGGCCGCUCUUCACGUUGCCAUGUCCUCUCACUUUGACAUGUCUGAGCUGUUGAAAUAUCUCCUUACUGAUCAGCCAAACCCUGGCCGCACUCAUGCAUUCAUGAAUCGCGCUUAUGAACGGCCCCCUUCCCCAGCUGCAUCCAGCUCACCUUUUAUCUCUCCCUCUUCACCAAUGUCUUUACCUAUGGAAUUACCGCCACCCCCUCGAACUACAGCCAAUCUCCGCCAACGCUCUUUCUUCUUUGCCUUCAAGUACUACACCGUCGUCAGCCCAAAGCUAGAGCCUGCUCCCUGGCAGCGCUUUGACAAGCGUCCUUUCGACAAGCGUAGCGGCGACCACAUCGACAUUGCCGAGUGUGGUGCCGUUCUAGCUCUCUCUCUCGGGGGUGAGUCCACCAGGGCGCCCCCUUGGCGAUCACGCCGGGAGCGCACGAGAGAGGGUGUCUUGUUUGAGACCUUUGGGCCUUGGCAUCUUCUCGCUAUCCAGAGCUUCCCAGACAACUCCCACACAGUUCGGGGCGAGGAUUACCAGCGCAAGAAGUAUAUCAACGGCCCGUCCGCGUUUCUGGAUCUCCUCAUUUCAGAAUAUCGAGACGCCAGAACGCGCAACCAGUUUCUUCACGAGAGAGUUACCAAGCUCAUCACUCCUCCUACCGAGUUCAUGUUUGACCCCAAGCUGCGCGACAAGCUUCUCUUUGAGGACAAGCACUUCACUUAUAUCCGACGCUACUUUUGGGCGUACAACACCCUUGCCGUGGUUAAUAACAGCAUCAGAGCCAUGAUGGACGCCUACUACGAGACCUUUACUGACAGCUUCUGGGCUGGCACCCACGCGACUCUGUGGCCGCAUCCGUCGCCAGAGACUGCUGAUGCCGCCGCCUAUCGCGAACACAUGGCCAACUUGCGCCGUGAGCUCGACAAGGUCGUCCAAGAACUUGGUGAGGUGCUCAAGCAAAACGCUCGCACCCGCAAGGAGAUCGAAAACCUGAGGGAUCAACUCUUCAGCGGAAGCUCCAUCAAGGAGAGUCGGAGGGCCAUCGAGCAGGGAGACAAUAUCCGCAUCCUGACCAUGAUUAGCAUGAUCUUUCUGCCCCUGACAUUUGUCACGUCCGUGUUUGGCAUGACAGUCUUCACCAUCCCCGCAACAGACUGGCGCUUCGCCCUCACCAUGAUCUUAGUCUGCGUCCCAUUCAUGUUACUCAUAACCCUCCUCCAAACCCGCUCAUUCGGCCUCCUCCUUCGCAAGCUCGCCGUCGUCGGUGCUGUACCCGCCCGUCUCCUGCGCCGCAAGACCCGUGACACGGACAUCCCGGACAGCCGCUCCGUUGCCCGGUUGAGACGAAGCAGCGGCACGUGGCCGUGGCUGCGGACCGGCGGUGGGAGGUUGACGUGGCCUUGGGGCGGGGAACCCCCUAGGGAUGAGGUGAACGACAUGGAGAGGGGAGAGCGUGUUUGA